AUUUGGGUGCAUGGUGGUGUUUCAUGUGCCUAAAGAGAAAAGGGGGAAGUUGGAGGCUUCUGGAAGAUGGGGUGUGCACUUGGGGAUUGCAAAGGAUCACAAAGCGUGGCUGCUAUGGGACUUGACCACCCAGAAGCUGACAGUGUCAAGGGAUGUGAAGUUUCUUGAGUCCCUGUACUACAAGGAAUGGAAGCAGCAGCAACAGAAGCUUCCAUCUACACCGCUCAUUGUGGAGGUAGAUGAGGUGCAGCGGCCUUCAAGACAGGUGGAGGUUGCAGUGUCUGAGGAGGAGAUGUCUGGGGUGACUGAGGAAGAGGGAGCAGCUGAGGUGGAGCAGCAGCAGCAGCAUGAGUCUCCAUCUCGAGUUCCACACCCGCCUGAGCGACCUAGGAGGGAUGUGCGCCCUCCGAUGCUGGAGAUGCAGUUCAAGUGCUCCAAGAUGGGUGAGGUGAAGUACUACCUGGGGAUGCAUGUGGAGAGAGAUGUGGAGAAGGGUGUGCUGAGGUUGCACCAGAGGAAGUACUGUGAGGGGCUGGCUGAAAAGUAUGGGCUGCAAGAUGGGGGAAAGCCAGCAACACCACUGCCUUCGGGGUUUACUGUGGAGCCAUGUGCUGAUGAGGAGGUAGUGGGUGAGAGUGACAGAAAGCUGUUUCAUUCGAUGGUUGGGUCGCUGAAUUAUGCUGCAAAUCAUACACGGCCUGACAUUGCAUUUUCUACAUCACGGUUGGCUAGUGUGGUCUCACGCCCUAGUCAUGAGCAGCUGGAAGCGGCCAAGAGGUUGGUCCGCUAUGUGAGUGCUACGGCAUCAGUGGGAUUGGAGUACAGUGGAGUGAGGCAGCGGUUGCAGAGAGGUGCUGCAGAUGUGAAGAGUGGUGAGAUGCUCUUGAGUUGCUAUACUGACGCUAGCUUCAACUCAGUGAAAGCGGAUGGCACCAGCAUUGGGGGUUAUGUGUGCUUGCUGGGAGGUGGUGCUGUGAGCUGGCGCAGCAAGAAGCAAAAUGAGGUGGGAUUGUCUUCAUGUGAGACUGAGUAUUUGUGAUGAUAGAUCUUGAGAAGAUCUUUCCGACGCAACAAGAAUCUCUUCAAUUGGAGCAAGAACGCGAAAGCUAUGAAGAUUCAAAGUUCUUGAGCUUGCGUUACAAUUGCGGCGGUUACAAAGUGAAGUUGUGGGGUGACUCACAAUGGAGUUGAGACCUUUGGGGUUUGGGAAACUUGUCACUCUACUGUAACAGCUGCAAAUAGGUUGGGAACAACCAAGCUAGGUUGGCAAGGGUGGCCAACUUGGAUGGAUUGGUUGGGAAGGGACAAAGGUCAAAGUUGAGGUUCCUAUAGGGAGGGAAUCUUUGUGCUUAUGGGGUUUCCUUGGUUGGGGACUCUCUUGGGAUCUUCCCUCUCAUCCCUCUCUUUCUAUCCCAACCUUUCUCUUGCUCCUUCUAAUUCCUUGUGAGAUUCUUGAACUUUGAUUGAACUUUUGAGAUUGAGUUAAGUUCUCCUCCUACAGCUUACCCCCUAGUGCGUCGAAAGCCAUAGCGUCGCGAAUACUUCAUCAAUCAACAUGAUUCAAAUUGGGAACGGUAGCUGAGAUUAAGAGCUACAACAUAUCCAAGUUUCGCGACAUUCCAACGGCUACUUUUUUGUCGACGUCGUUUCUUGUGAAGACGACUUUUCUGUCCAGAAUUUCGAAUUUAUAUUUUGAGUAAUUCUAGCUCCUAAGCUCACCUAGACUCCG
Messenger RNA from Closterium sp. NIES-67, 1729 nucleotides. Lineage: Eukaryota; Viridiplantae; Streptophyta; Zygnematophyceae; Desmidiales; Closteriaceae. The record is from the annotation of a GenBank genome assembly.